GUGUGUGUGUGUGUGUGUGUGUGAGUAGCUCACAGGGUCAGUUCUGGAGGAUGUGUGGAAGCAGAGCGGAAAAUCUCACAUGGACGAACUGGUCCGGAAAAUCGAGGAGAUCUUACUGGACUCUCAGUGCAGCCGUGAUGUGAGACAGAUGUUGUUGAAGCUGGUGGAGUUGAGAUCCAGUAACUGGGGCAGAGUUUAUGCAGCAGCAGCACACAGCGAUGCCACACCCGACAACGACCCCAACUACUACAUGAAUGAACCCACUUUCUACACUGCGGAUGGAAUUCCAUUCACAGCCGCUGACCCAGAUUACUCUGAGAAAUAUCAGGAGAUUUUAGAUCGAGAGGAUUACUUUCCAGACUUCUAUGAGGAAAACGGAAAUGAAGCGCUCUACAGUGCGGAGGAGGAGAUGGAGCCAGAGAUAGAAGAGGCGUUUGAGAAGUUCUGUCUGGAGACUGAGAGAAAAAAAAACAUGAAUCUUUAAAGCACUGAAGUGUCUGCUGUGGCCAUCACCAUGAACAUCCACAGCACAUUUUAUCCUCCUUUUCUUUCCAUCGUUACACAUAAAGAGCACAGGCUGGAUUUAGA
Messenger RNA from Tachysurus fulvidraco (yellow catfish), 588 nucleotides. RefSeq names its product polyadenylate-binding protein-interacting protein 1-like. The coding region runs from base 80 to 484 and encodes 134 amino acids. Gene Ontology annotation, biological process: regulation of translational initiation. Gene Ontology annotation, molecular function: translation activator activity. The record is from RefSeq and is a predicted model, not a curated record. The transcript is spliced from 5 exons. NCBI's taxonomy places the organism in Eukaryota, Metazoa, Chordata, Actinopteri, Siluriformes, Bagridae.